AUGACCAAGUUUAGAGGGUGUAUCGAUAUCCAUUCAGGACAAGUGAAGCAAAUUGUUGGUGGGACAUUGGCGCAAGAUGACAAUGUUGCGGAUACCACUACUCGUGAAAACUUUGUACUGACAAAACCUUCAUCAUAUUAUGCGGAACUUUACAAAACAAACAAUGUACAAGGCUCGCAUGUCAUCAAGCUAGGGCUGAAUCCCGCCAACGAUGAAGCGGCAAAGCUUGCAUGCAAGACAUGGCCUGGUGGGCUUCAAGUUGGAGGUGGAAUCAACUUGGACAACGCUUUAGAAUGGUUGAAGUAUGGUGCAUCACAUGUCAUUCUUACGAGUUGGCUCUUUACAAAGGACGAAAAAUCGAGUUUGAUGCAGUUGGACUUUCAAAAAUUGCAGCUGCUCAAGGAAAAAGUUGGCAAAGACCGUCUCAUUGUGGAUUUGAGCUGUCGUACCGUGAUUGAAAAUGGAGAGACUGCUUGGUAUGUUGCCAUGAAUAAGUGGCAAACAUUGACUGCAGAGAAAUUGAGCAAAGAGUUUUUGGAGAAAGUUUGUGCUUAUUGCGAUGAGAUUCUUAUUCAUGCUGCUGAUGUUGAAGGAUUGUGCCAAGGUAUAGAUCAGCAAUUGGUGGAGAAUUUAGGAAAAUGGUGUCCCCAUGGCUUUCAAGGAAAGAUUGUUUAUGCUGGUGGUGCCAAAUCGAUAUCUGACUUGGAGCUUGUAGACAGGCUAAGCCAAGGUCUGGUUGAUUUGACUUUUGGAAGUGCGUUGGAUAUAUUUGGUGGAAGUCUAGUGAAAUUCCAAGACCUCGUUGAAUGGAAUAAUAGAGACUCUACAUAG
This is a messenger RNA of Lodderomyces elongisporus, 831 nucleotides long. RefSeq names its product 1-(5-phosphoribosyl)-5- ((5-phosphoribosylamino)methylideneamino)imidazole-4-carboxamide isomerase (gene HIS6). Gene Ontology annotation, molecular function: 1-(5-phosphoribosyl)-5-[(5-phosphoribosylamino)methylideneamino]imidazole-4-carboxamide isomerase activity. The transcript has a single exon. Gene Ontology annotation, cellular component: cytoplasm. Gene Ontology annotation, biological process: L-histidine biosynthetic process; L-tryptophan biosynthetic process. NCBI's taxonomy places the organism in Eukaryota, Fungi, Ascomycota, Pichiomycetes, Serinales, Debaryomycetaceae. The record is from RefSeq and is a predicted model, not a curated record. The coding region runs from base 1 to 831 and encodes 276 amino acids.